AUGGCGUCUUCUCCCAAUCGUGGGGGCUCUCCCUCUGCAAUUAACUACUCCCCGGAAUAUGUGCAAUUCAUCGAGAAGCUCGCCGUGUACCAUGAGAAGAGAGGAACCGAGUUCGUGCGCGAACCAAAGGUUGGCAGCAGGCAGAUCGACCUGUUGAAGCUGUUCAACAUAGUCAUGGAGCGUGGAGGUUAUGACAAGGUCAGCGACGAGAAACUGGCAUGGAGAAAGCUGGGCCAGGAUUUCAACUUAGGAAGCCCAAACCUGCCCGCCCUUGCCUUUGCCCUCAAGUCGGUCUACUACAAGAACCUCGCCGCAUAUGAGAUAUCUACCGUUCACGGUAAAGAGCCGCCGCCAAAAGAGAUUUUGGAGGACUUGACUGCGAAAGGCGGGGGCUUGCUCACUCGGACUCUCGAGAACUAUAAACCGCCCUCUCGGCGAGAGCCUGGCACUCUGGAUCACUCAGAGGCCUCGGGAGACGACGGUACACCUGCUCGAGACAGGAACGGCAGUGAAGAGGCACCUGGAUCCGGUGGAAGAGCAACCCGAGGCUUGCGACAAGCACCACCACAGCGUAUAUUGUUCCAACCCGACACGCAACCGUCGCGACAGACAAGACACGCCGCUUCCCAUACAUCAUCUCCUCAACAAGCCGGUCAUCACCAGCAACACCAGCCACGCGGCGCUUCCACCUCUUACAACCCUUCGUCAAACAUGGAAAACAUGUCUCUUGCAGUUGCGAAUUACGAACCUCGGCCACAAAUGCCUCUCACUCUUCGUCCUGUCAUAACCCCUGGAAAUAAUCCGGUCGAAUUUGCCCGCCGCCAGAAGGCUAAGAGGGACAAUCUUGCUGCGGCAAGCGGACGUCCUGCCCCAGCCACUAACAGAGGUGUGAUGCUGCCUGGAUCUGGCUUUGACGGUCCGAAUAUCUAUGUCCGCUGCCUUUGUGCGUUGAGGUCCGGCAUUCCAGCCGAACAAGAUUACGCUCUUCACCACUUGGUCAAGAUUUCAAUGGAAAGAGGAGACAAAUACCGAUUCGAAUCCUUUCCCGGCCUGGCAGAGGCGCUGAUCGAGAAGCUGUUGGAGGUCAGCUCGUUGUUUUACGAAGUGGACUGGCACGUUUCUUACGCGGAGGAUGGGUCGAUGACUAGUCGCAACACACUCAAUGGCGUAGACGGCACACCAGAUAUACUGCAGACAAUAGCACAGCUUCCCAAGUUGGAUGUCAACGAUAACGUACUACCUGCUGGUUUCAACGAUGCCCUACUUCAGAUAAAUGAGGCAGCUCUUACGAUGAGAAAUAUGGUCAUGCUUGAGGAUAAUGCCCAUUAUGUUUCAGAGAUGGCUCCGCUGAGGGAUAUGCUCUGCAUCGCUCUCAACCUCCCAAAUCACGAUAGCCUUGUGGAGUUGAAACACUAUGCACUCGAUAUCACUGAACAGAUCACAAAGUAUUUACCCUCCGAUGAAACCGACCCUCUCUACAUUUCACUUCUUGUGCAGCUACAAUCUGAGGACCUAGGAGCAAUUUUAACAUCCUUGCGGGCUAUUAGUAGAAUAUCGAUGAAUCUUGAAGAAAACAAUCUUCUCAAGGGUGUUCCCGUGGCUGGAAUUCAGAAUAUUCUAGAUUGGACGAUUCUCAAUGACGAAGAGCUUGUUCACGCAUGCCUGGACUUCCUGUACCAAUACACGGCCGUCGUCGAAAACGUCGACUUUCUUAUUACCGAGUUACAGGUCGAGCCACUCAUUAACCAGCUUGUCCGUCUUUUGGCCCAUGGAGUUAAGAUUCAUGAGAAGGAGUUCUCCCGCGGACCGGAAUUCAAGAAAGAAGCUCCUCUGCAAAUCGCACCCCUCCCAAAAGAAUUGCUUGCGCAACUCCUUAAACUCGAUGAGCCAGAACGAAGCUCACAGUGGCUGCGCUGUCUCUUUGAAGAAGAUUCUGAUGAGUCUAUCACCCAAAUUGCCCUUUGGCAGGCUUAUCAGGCUCAGUUUAUGCCCACCACAAUUGAGACGGGACGCCAACUUCUGCCAGCUGCCGAGUUCAUCAAAAAUGUCAGCACAACCUUUGGAGAGAAGGCAACUGCACAAGUUCAAUCCGGACCAGUGCAAAAGUUCAUCAUCAAAGGUAUUAGAAUGCGCAGCGUACCUGUUGAUUUCUUUGAGGAGGAGUACAGCAAGUGUCUCUGGAAGGUCCAGCCCGGCCAUGGGUCAUACUGCGGCGAGUUUUUCAUGAGCCCAGAGGAGAUGUACAAACACAUGCUACAAGACCAUAUUCAUGCUCAGCUACUGCCAGAUGGCAAGUUUGAUAACACCCAAGAAGGGCAAUACGUGUGCCAGUGGGAUUCAUGUAGCCGAUUCAAGACAGCACCUGCUACCAAGUUAGCACAACUAGGACAGCACAUCAAGGUUCACCUUCCACCACGACCAUCUGCAGCUAGUAGAGGCUCAAACGAGCAUGGACCUCCUCCGAGCAAAAAGCUGAAGCCGUCAUACAUCUUAUCUUCGCCCAAACAAAAGUUUAAGUAUGAAACGACUGCAGUGGAUGAGCGACAAUUUGCUGCUGGUGUUCCGCUCAGCGCCGUGCUUGUUCUUCGAAAUCUUGCUCGUAACUUGCCGAAGACAGAAGCUGAGGAAACCGCACAGAAAACUGAUGGCAUUUCUUGGGUCGAUCGUUUAUUCAGACCUGUUGUGCCGCGGUUGUAUGAGGUGAUGUCUCACAACAGGGCAUUGGUUGAAUACAUGACCGAUCUGCUUGGCUCGAUCAAUGACGCUUAUGCUGGGUGA
Molecule: messenger RNA, 2778 nt
Organism: Venustampulla echinocandica
Lineage: Eukaryota; Fungi; Ascomycota; Leotiomycetes; Helotiales; Pleuroascaceae
Product: ARID-like protein
Exons: 3
Coding region: 1-2778 (925 amino acids)
Biological process (GO): regulation of DNA-templated transcription
Molecular function (GO): DNA binding
Source: RefSeq, a predicted model, not a curated record